Stegostoma tigrinum is the source of this 3008-nucleotide messenger RNA. Its product is annotated as fibroblast growth factor 13. NCBI's taxonomy places the organism in Eukaryota, Metazoa, Chordata, Chondrichthyes, Orectolobiformes, Stegostomatidae. Gene Ontology annotation, molecular function: fibroblast growth factor receptor binding; growth factor activity. Gene Ontology annotation, biological process: positive regulation of cell population proliferation; positive regulation of protein phosphorylation; cell differentiation. Gene Ontology annotation, cellular component: cytoplasm. The record is from RefSeq and is a predicted model, not a curated record. Bases 954 to 1718 code for a protein of 254 amino acids. The transcript has 7 exons.
GUGUGCGCUUGGGUUCUGGGCAGGUCAACAAAAAAAAAACACAUCUUUCACGGGUUCCAGCUGCAGUUCGCCUGAGGAAUUAUCCAACAUUAGAGCUCCUUCUUUCGGCAUCAAAACUUCCAGUGUGGUUUGAAAUUCCAGCUGCUCAUGAGGAAGUUGGAAUCAGCCUGAUCUCUCCCCUGGGACAUUAGGAAUCAGGUUCCCCCGGCAGCACCGCGCUGAGGCACCGAGAGAGAGAGAGAGCCCGAGGAACCGGGAGCACUGCCCCGCCAGGAGUGCUGGGGCUGGGGGUAGGGGCACUCUCCCAGGGGAGCAGAGGGGUGCCAGCGUGUGUCAGGCUCUCUGUGUGGGUUUCUGUGUGUGUGUGUGUGUGUGUGUGUGCGCGCGCCAGGGUGCCGUUGGCCCAGGGUAUUAGCAGUGUGUGUACCAUUGCGUCUGUGUGUGUGUCUGUCUGAGUGUGUGUGUCAGUGUGUGUGUCUGAGUGUGUGUGUGUUAGUGUGUGUGUCUGAGUGUAUGUCUGUGUGUGUGUGUCAGUCUGAGUGUGUGUGUCUGAAUGUGUGUGUGUGUGUGUCAGUCUGAGUGUGUGUGUGUCAGUGUGUGUGUCAGUCUGAGUGUGUGUGUGUCAGUUUGAGUGUGUGUCUGAGUGUGUGUGCCUGAGUGUGUGUGUCUGUGUGUGUGUCAGUGUGUGUGUCAGUCUGAGUGUGUGUGUGUGUCAGUCUGAGCGUGUGAGUGUGUGUGUGUCACGGUGCCAGGGUACAACAGUGUAUCAGUGAGUCUGUCCUAGUGUGUCAGUGAGUGUGAGACCCCACACCCCAGAGUGUGUGUGAGUGAGUGAGUGUGUGUGUCUGACACCCCGCCGCCCGCCCACUCCGCCUUGGAUUUUUUUUGCUGUUCUGUCGGUGUAGUCUGUUCUCGAAGCUCUCCGUGAGGAUCACCCAUCCAAACUGGGAUCUAUGAGCGGAAAACUGACAAAGCCAAAGGAAGAAAAGGAUGUCGGCAAAGUUCUGGAUGACGCUGCCUCUGACACACAGGAUUACUAUGUGUUGCAUCGAGACUCUAUCCAAUCCUCGGAUGUUAAGAAAAAAGAGUCCCCAUUUCGUGCUAAGUGUCACGAAAUUUUCUGCUGCCCUCUGAAGCAAGUGAACCACAAAGAGAACACAGACCUAGAAGAGCCUCAGCUUAAAGGUAUCGUAACAAAGUUAUACAGCAGGCAAGGCUACCACUUGCAAUUACAGCCAGAUGGCGUUAUCGAUGGGACAAAAGAGGAAGGCAGUGGUUAUACUUUAUUCAACCUCAUACCAGUGGGGCUUCGGGUUGUUGCCAUUCAGGGUGUGAAAACAGGACUGUAUUUGGCAAUGAACAAUGAAGGUUACCUUUACACAUCAGAACACUUCACACCUGAAUGCAGAUUCAAGGAAUCAGUAUUUGAAAACUACUAUGUGACCUACUCAUCCAUGUUGUAUAGACAGCAACAGUCUGGAAGGGGCUGGUACUUGGGACUUAACAAGGAGGGAGAGAUCAUGAAAGGAAACCACGUGAAGAAAAACAAACCAGCAGCCCACUUCCUCCCCAAACCAUUAGAAGUUGCCCUUUACAGAGAACCAUCGCUACAUGAGUUGGCGGAGGUUCUGUCUCGUUCUGGAACACCCACCAAGAGUCGAAGUGCCUCUGCAGUGCUAAACGGGGGCAAGACGGUGAGUCAGACUGAAUCGACGUAGCUGCUUGGAGGCUCGGCCCCUGUCCAGACAAACCCACGUUACAGAUGCCGACAACAUAUCACUAGCAGACAGUCUCUUUCUGUUGUAAAAUGAUUCAGGAAACAAGCUACUACUGAGCUGGGUAAAGUUGCACUCCUAUCAGCCUCUUAGGUCCUUCUGAUUUUUCUGUCAGUGGAUAAAUUUUAGCCAAGAAAAUGCUUGUGCAUCUCACCAAGCACCGGGACGGCCGAUCGACCAUCAUUUUUGGGAUGUGGCACAACCGAAGAAAUGUCAUUUUAUCCCAUCACCAGAUCCACCUCCGGGAAAUGAAUCAUAGUAAAAGUCACAAUCUGUUUGCAAGCUGAAAACAAGUUCCAGCUCAGCAGUGAACACACAGGCACACAGACACACAAAACAAAGCAGACCAUAUUUACUCCUGCCAGAGGAAUGUAGCCACCUUUGGGUUUUACUAAAGGAACGAGGAACACAUUAAACAGUAAAUGCAUCCCGUUCUUGGCUCAGUGCUGUUCAGUCCCACCAGAUACACUUGUAUCCAGUCUCUUUUCUUUAGUCUGACAAUAGUGUUUUGCAGUACUGCAGUUCUACAGCUUUUUUAAUACUCCAACCAACAGUGAUAGGAUUACUUUCAAACAUUAGUCAGGGUUGCGAAAAUAAAAUAAAUGAACAGAAUUAAGUCAGUGUCUCAGGCAAAGCGGUUAAAAGUAUAACUUAGAGCAAUCUUGUGGACAAGGGUUUCUAGUCUGUAGUAAUAAUAACCUUCUAGUGAAACUCCUAGAGUGCAGAAAUCCCAUCCAUUAGCAAAAUGCACCUUCAUGACUUAUUCUCACCUUAGGCAUUUGCACAUUGACCUUGUUGUGGUGGUUUUUACUCUUGAACAAACUGUGGGGUUUUGGGGUGAAUUCAUUUUUAUAACAAUAUGGAAAGUCUUAUUUGUAACAGUCUGCCACUGCCUCUGUUCAUGUACUGGGCAAUGGUAGCACUUAUUGUGACUGAGCUUCCUUUUGGGUAGUUUAUCCUGAGCUCAUCCCAGUACACACUACACAGAGGUUCUUACUAUUCUGUCAAUUAGUUUAGAUUUUUAUUUUAAUUUCUCUGUUGCAUGGGAGAAAGCUGGUAAUAAUGGAAUAGAGUUGCAUGAUGUAGGAUCUGUAUUUUAAACAUGUUGGAAAAUGUGCUCCGAACAUUACAUGGGUUAUCAAGUACACGCAGUUUUCCUGCUUCUGUACUGGUCAAAUGUUUAUUAUUUGUUGUAUACACCAACAGAUGCACUGAAUAAAACAUUUCUAUGAA